Phycomyces blakesleeanus NRRL 1555(-) is the source of this 489-nucleotide messenger RNA. RefSeq lists its product as hypothetical. The coding region runs from base 1 to 489 and encodes 162 amino acids. The transcript has a single exon. Lineage: Eukaryota; Fungi; Mucoromycota; Mucoromycetes; Mucorales; Phycomycetaceae. The record is from RefSeq and is a predicted model, not a curated record.
AUGAAGUUUUUAUUCCUGUCUGUCUUGAUCGUCUUAACUUCUGCUGCUGUUGUGCUUGGAGUACCCGUACCCCCAUCAACAGGAAGUGAUGCUUUGAGCAUUAAAAUCAAUUUGCCUCAGCCUGGGACUGUGUGGAAUGCCGGGUCCUUUCAGCACAUCGACUGGAAAAACCCUCAGGACCAUGCCUCUUAUUACAAUAUUACUCUCUAUAAGGGAGAAAAGAUACCAAAUGCGUACGAGCGUGUGCUAGUCAAGGACAUUGCUGCAGAUCUAGAGUUUGCAAGAAUACAUGUAUCAGAAGAUGUUGUUCCUGGAGAUGAUUAUUGGAUCGAGAUUGGAUCGGGUAAAUUAAAGACAUUUGUAAAGUACUUGACUAUCAAGGCUGCAGAUUCGUCCUAUAACGAUUCGUCAGAGGGGUCUGAUUAUCCUAGCUCUGAAGAGUUGCAAAAGAUUAAUGAACUUCCGUUGUUUGGAAGUAAUGGAUUCUAA